AUGUCCUUCCGUUGGUUGGCCGCCCAGCUUUGGAGACAUCGUGUGGCAGGUCUCAUGGUGACCCUGGGGGUGACCUUUCUGCUCAUACUUCUUGGUACUCAUUUGUUACAGCAUUCACGCCCUAAUGACUGGCCCAAAGGUUGGAGUAAGAUACCAGUGAAGGGUAAAGAGGGACUCCCUUCCAAUGCCAAGCAAAGACCUAACAAUCCUUUCCUAAACUACAGAGGAAGAAGUAAAUCUCAGUCCUCCAGUACACAAGCUCAAAAGGAUGCCAGUCUUUAUGAUAUAGAGAAGACAAGGACACAUAGACCUCCUGUUGUUUUCCUCAAAACACACAAGACAGGGAGCAGCACCAUCCAGAAUCUACUGUUCCGCAUGGGAGAGAAGCACAGAGCCACAUUCGCUUUCCCUUAUUACACCUAUCAGUUCAGUUAUCCAGAUAAAUUCAGGGCAGAAUUUGUGGAUGAGCUACCUGAUGGUUCCUCUCAGUUUGACAUACUUUGUAGCCACAUGCGUCUAGACGUGGGACAGCUGAAACAGACGAUGCCACCAAACACCACCUACAUCACCAUCCUCCGUGACCCUUUACAGACGUUUGAGUCUGUUUUUUCUUAUUACAAAUCCAUUGUUCCUGCCUUCAUUUUAGCCAAAAAGGCAGCAGAGACAACAGAGCACAAAUCUGCACUGUCGGUUUUCCUGGAGUCACCAGAGGCAUUCUGGGACCCUAAAGAGCCUGAGAACAGCCUGGCUAAGAACCCCAUGAGCUUUGAUUUAGGCCUCGACAGCCAGCAGUUGAACUCUUCAAGGCCGGCUGACCUCACUCUGCUGGAGGAGACCUUCCAGCUGGUUAUGAUUGCAGAGCACUUUGACGAGUCCCUGGUCCUCCUAGGGGCCCUGCUGAAGCUGGAGCUUGAGGAGCUAGCCUAUGUCCGCCUCAACACUCGCUCCACAGAGGAUGUCACUUUUAUGGACGACAUAACCAAAGCCAAGGUACGGGCCUGGAAUAGCCUGGACGUGUUGCUUUAUGACUUUUUCCUCCAGGUAUUCUGGAAGAAGGCAGAACAGUAUGGACUGGAGAGGCUGAGCAGAGAGGUGGCUCUGCUGAGGGCCUCCACGGACCGAAUCAGACAGAAAUGUGUGGCCAGAAAUGGGGUACCCCCUGAGGAACUGGAGGACUUCAUAAGACCCUGGCAGACAGAUUCAGUCACCAUCUUGGGUUAUCAGGUACAGGGGAACCUGACCAAGGAGGAGCAGGGAUUUUGUAUGCGUCUCGUGAUGCCUGAACUUCAGUAUCACGCACAUCUGUAUUUCCAGCAGUAUGGUCGAGAUGUGAGGGCUGCACCUACAGAGUAA
This is a messenger RNA of Toxotes jaculatrix (banded archerfish), 1353 nucleotides long. Its product is annotated as galactose-3-O-sulfotransferase 2. Gene Ontology annotation, biological process: glycolipid biosynthetic process. Bases 1 to 1353 code for a protein of 450 amino acids. The transcript is spliced from 3 exons. Gene Ontology annotation, cellular component: membrane. NCBI's taxonomy places the organism in Eukaryota, Metazoa, Chordata, Actinopteri, Toxotidae. Gene Ontology annotation, molecular function: galactosylceramide sulfotransferase activity. The record is from RefSeq and is a predicted model, not a curated record.